GGAGAGACAGUCUGUUUUAAAUUACAGAUCUUUCAGACCUUCAAUCUUCAGUGCGAGUUAAACUGUGUGUGUUGAAACUUGAAGAAUUCAUCGCAGAUAUAAAUUGCUUCGUACGUGCAUCUGAAUCAUGGAAGCGUGCUUGGCCGCUAGUUGUGCAGCUGCAGCGAAUGGUUCUACUGCUAAUAUCUUCGCACUAUUGAUGCAAACGCUUCUAGCAGCGCAAUGCAACUUAGCCAGUGAUAUUUACCCUCCAGACCGUUCAGAAGAGAUUGCCGCUUCUAAUAUAGAAUUUGACUUCGUGAUUGUUGGUAGUGGAAGCGCUGGAUCUGUGGUGGCCAAUCGUUUGACCGAAGUAGAAGACUGGAAAAUAUUGUUAAUUGAAGCUGGCGAGAAUCCCUCAAUACUAAGCGAGAUUCCCGGAGCCUUUAUAAUGCAAGUAGAUUCACCGGUGGAUUAUUCAUACGAUGUUGAACCCGAAAAAUUUGCUUGCCUCAGUAGCAAAAACAAAUUAUGCAAAUGGGCAAAAGGUAAGGCUCUUGGCGGCAGCUCUAUUCUAAAUGCUAUGCUCUAUAUUUAUGGCAACGAUGAGGACUACAACGAGUGGUCUAGAAUGGGUAACAAAGGAUGGAGCUAUGAUGAAGUCUUGCCAUAUUUCAAGAAAUCGCAAUCUUGCGGUCAUGGACAUAGUGAGGAGUGGAGAAGCAAAUUUUGUAAUCAGGACGGACCAUUAAAAGUCAGAUAUUUUAACUAUACUAACCCGGAUGUAUUUAAUAUGGUUCUAGACGCCGCUCGUGAAUUAGACGUGCCUAUUUUGGAUGUUAUUAAUAAUGGUGAAAAAUAUAUCGGAUAUGGCAUAGCCCAAGGCACCUUGGACAAAGGUCGCAGAAUGAGUUGUUCUAAAGCCUUUCUAUCGCCAAUUAAAGAUAGAAACAAUCUGUAUGUAAUGAAAUCUACUCGAGCCGAUGCCAUUCUCCUUGAUGAUUCUCGAGCGGUCGGAGUACGCGUGACUUUGAAAGACGGAAGAUCAAUUGAUGUGAAAGCCUCGAAAGAGGUGAUCCUGUCGGCCGGCAGCAUUGGUAGUCCACAACUUCUUAUGCUUUCCGGCAUCGGACCCAAACAACAUUUACACGAAAUGGAGAUACCUAGUGUCGUUGACUUACCUGUCGGCAAGAAUCUUCAGGAUCACAUUAGAUGGAACGGCCUAUUCUGGGCUUUUAAAAAUCACAGUGCAGCACCUUCGCCCACAUAUUUAUUAGACGAAGCUUACGAGUACUUAAUUUACAAUCGAGGUCCCUUCGCAAGUAGCCUCGCCCAUGAUCUUCAUGGAUUCGUUAACGUACAUGACCCGAGUUCCAAAUAUCCAAACAUUCAGUUUCAUCAUGCGCAUUUUCAACAAGGGCAAGUAGAUAAAACAUUUAUUUCACUAAUGCAGCUUUAUAUAAACAAAGAAAUAAGUCAAGAGAUAGCAAAAAUUACAACAGAGGAGACGGUACUCGCUCCUUUACCUGUUCUGCUAAAACCGAAGAGCAUAGGUGAAUUGCGACUACGUAGCAAAGAUCCGGCGGAUCCAGUCAGAAUCUUUGCCAAUUAUUAUUCUGUACAAGAGGACAUGGAAAUAAUGUUAAAGUCUUUGGACAUCGUGAAAAAAAUGAUGAACACGGAGUCAUUUAAACGGCAUGGAGUAAGAUUGCAUCAUCUAAACAUUACGGGUUGUCAUGAUACUGAACCUGAUUCUGAAGAAUAUUGGAAAUGUAAUCUGCGAUAUAUGUCGUUUACGCUUUAUCAUCCUGUUGGAACGACCAAGAUGGGUCCUCAAGACGAUCCCACAGCUGUCGUAAGUCCACGAUUAAAGGUCCACGGUAUACAGGGAUUAAGAGUAAUUGAUGCAUCCAUCAUGCCGACUAUUACUAGUGGAAACAUAAAUGCGCCUACGAUAAUGAUAGGUGAAAAAGGUGCGGAUUUAAUCAAGGAGGACUGGGCAAUUAUAAGGGACAAGGAUGAAUUGUAGAAAGUAAAUUUUAAAACUUCUAACUGUUUCAAAACUUUUUUCUUCUUUUUCUUUUUUUUUAAUUU
Messenger RNA from Cataglyphis hispanica, 2073 nucleotides. Its product is annotated as glucose dehydrogenase [FAD, quinone]-like. The record is from RefSeq and is a predicted model, not a curated record. The transcript has 2 exons. Lineage: Eukaryota; Metazoa; Arthropoda; Insecta; Hymenoptera; Formicidae. Gene Ontology annotation, molecular function: ecdysone oxidase activity; flavin adenine dinucleotide binding. Bases 128 to 2008 code for a protein of 626 amino acids.